Molecule: messenger RNA, 821 nt
Organism: Hyposmocoma kahamanoa
Lineage: Eukaryota; Metazoa; Arthropoda; Insecta; Lepidoptera; Cosmopterigidae
Product: serine protease 3-like
Exons: 7
Coding region: 20-715 (231 amino acids)
Biological process (GO): proteolysis
Molecular function (GO): serine-type endopeptidase activity
Source: RefSeq, a predicted model, not a curated record
UCUAUGCAGAGCGAUAAAGAUGGCGGCAGUGUACAUUAUUGGAUUUUUGUGCGCCCUGGGUUUAGUCCAGGGGAGCAUCGUGAACUACGCACAACCUGUCUACGUUGAACAACUUCGAAGUGGAUCAGUUUCGAGGGUAGUGGGCGGCUGGGAGGCGAAACCCGGUCAGAUACCGCACCAGGUGAGCGUGCGCAUGAACACGGACUUUGCAGCCCUGGUGCAACCCUGCCGCCUGCAGCAGUCAGCUUCUCGUGUGGAGGAGUACGUCGGCACUAGACUCACCGUCAGCGGUUACGGUCUUACCGAUGAUGCCGUCAACGGUGGUACGUCAGUAGAACACUUGCGGUGGGUGUUCCUGCGUGGUAUCUCGCUAGCAGAAUGCCGCACGUGGUACCCAACUAGCCAGGCGAUCGUCGAGUCCACCGUUUGCGCCGAGUAUUACAAUCAUACCUCGCAGUCUGCUUGCCAGGGUGACAGUGGUGGGCCACUAUCUCUGGUAGACCUGGACGGGAAACCUACUAUGGUCGGUGUCGUCAGCUUCGGGUCUUCAGCUGGUUGCAACAGUCCCUGGCCCUCAGCAUACGUUCGACCAGAGUUCUACCACGAUUGGUUUACUGAGAUAACUGGCAUCAACUUCGACUGGAGACGUGAAGACUUCACGACCAGUGAACCAACACCUGUAACCAUCAGGAGCGAAGACACAAUGGGCAUAUAAGCCUAUUGUUGUUUAUGUAAAAUUUACUGAAGAAUAGUUGAAAAGACGCCAAAUAAGAUUUCAGAUUCUACACAACGUAGAAUCAACGUUAAUAAAUAUAGUUGUC